AUGGCUUUUGCAGGAGCGAGUAUAUCUAAAACUCCUCUUGGAGCAUUACAUAAUCAUCCCAAUAAAUCAUCAGCAUCAUCUUUCACAGUAUCAUCAUCUGAUUGGGGAUUGGCCAAGAAAUCCUCCAUACAAUACCCAACACCUCCUCAAGAUGGUGGUGUGGUCGAUGAUAUAUUCGGAAUUGAAAUCAAGGAUCCUUGGAGAUCACUCGAACAGUUAGAAUCAGAUUCUACCAAGGAAUUCAUACAAGAACAAAACAAGUUAUCAAUCCCGAAACUUGUUAAUCAUCCUCUAAGAGACUCACUUGAGAAAGCAGUUGAAUCAUGUUAUAAUCAUGAACGCAUGGAUACACCUCAACUUCAAGCUGAUGGAUAUUAUUACUGGAGUUUCAAUACCGGUACUUGGCCAAGAGACAUCUUGGUUAGAUCGAAAAACCUCUCAAAACAUUUCGGUAAACAACCGGGAUCCGAUGGACCCGAAAUCUUCUUUGAUUUAAACAAGGAAGACGAUACCUCUCUUUAUGCGCAUUCAUUCAGUCCUAGUGGUAAGCUAUGGUGUGCUGUACUUCAAACCUCUGGGAGUGAUUGGCAAUCUUUGCGAGUUUACGAUACUGUUACGAAACAAGUCAUCGAACGUCCUCUGGGAGGAUCCAAGUUCACCUUUGGGGUGACUUGGGUCGGAGAGGAAGGCUUCAUCUACAAGCGAAGUGUCGAUUAUGAUAUGCACGAAGAUGCGCUUGCGUCGGCUGAUGGUGCUUUCGGAAUGUUUUAUCAUCGAAUCGGUGAAUCACAAACUUGCGACGUGGGAGUAUUGUGCUUCAGUGGCGAUUUCAUCGAUUGUUUUGUCGGUAAAGCAUAUGUCGUUUCCUCGGAUCUCUCUGAAAAGAGUACUGAACGGAGCUGGCUCACAAUGGACGUCUAUCGAAAUACCAAUCCUGAAACGGAACUUCUUAUCGUAGAGCUUCCGGAUGGGCCUAGUAAAGUUGACGGACAUAAAAUCGAAUCAUUGAUCAGAAAAGAAAGGAAAUGGGUUACCAAAGGUUACACAGGAGAGACUAGAUAUGUCGGAUCAACACCAUCUAAUUCACACCUAUUCUAUACAACAGCUGAUGGACAUUCUACUGGACGUAUCGUCUCUUUCGAUACUGCCGAUUGGGACCGGACCGAAGCAGACUCUGUUCUCCCAAUCAAAGAAUUCGUAUCAGCGGACGAUGAAGGCCAUCAACUCUCCGUUGGUCAAGUAGUUGGGGGUAAACUACUCGUGUUAAUUUACCUCAAGCACGCCUGUGCGUCGGUAGUAUUCGUCGACGCAUCAACUGGCAAGCAACUUGGUUCAGCUAAUGCGAAAGAAACCAAAGGUGAUAUCGCCUUGGAUCCAAAUACCGAAGUUCCUGUACCUGAAGAAGAAUUAAGGACAGCUAAAUCAUCUGAUGUCGUAAUUCCAGAACACGGAUCGAUCAAAGCUAUAUCAUCCAGAUUCGACACCGAUGAUUUCUACUUUGCAGUCGAUACUUGGGUUGCACCUUCUUACGUCCUCAAAGGUCAAGUCAUCAAAAAGGAUGAUGGAUUAAAUGUCGAUAUAAGCAGUAUUACUUCUGCUCAUUCCCCAGCGGAAGAAACUUUGAUUUGCUCUCAAGUAUUCUAUGAUUCUCAUGAUGGAAUCAAGAUACCAAUGUUCAUCUGUCAUCCUCACGAUUUGGACCUAUCGAAACCUAACCCCACACUUGUUCACGCUUAUGGUGGUUUUUGCGCUCCUUUAACUCCUCAUUAUGAUGCCUUUUUCGCCUCGUUCAUGCGAAACCUUCGUGGAAUUGUCGCGAUUGCGGGUAUUCGGGGUGGUGGCGAAUACGGUAAACGAUGGCAUGAUGCUGCGCUCGGUAUCAAACGUUAUAUCGGAUGGGAUGAUUUCUCCUAUGCCGCUAAAUACCUACAAGAUAAAGGAUUGACUACACCUCAAUUAACAGCAACAUACGGGACAUCGAACGGUGGUUUAUUAGUGACGGCAUGUGUGAACAGAUAUCCCGAAUUGUUCAAUACUGUAUUUGCAGAUGUGGCAAUAACCGAUCUGGUCAGAUAUCACAAAUUUACUCUUGGUCGAAUGUGGACUGGUGAAUAUGGAUCACCAGAAGAUCCUAAUAUCUUACCAACACUUUUCAGUACUUCACCUUUACAUAACGUUCGUGAAGAUGUUGGAUAUCCUUCUAUCUUAGUCACAACGGCAGAUCACGAUACACGGGUCGUUCCUGGACAUUCAUUGAAAUACCUUGCCGAAGUCCAAAACAAACAUCCAAAUGGUAAACAUAUCGUACUGGGCAGAUUGUAUGAGAAUGCUGGUCAUGAGGCAUCAACGAAAACAUUAGAAAAGAAAGUAGAAGAAGUUACCGAUAGACUCAUCUUCACACUUUUAACUAUGAAACCUUGA
Messenger RNA from Kwoniella shivajii, 2421 nucleotides. RefSeq lists its product as uncharacterized. The coding region runs from base 1 to 2421 and encodes 806 amino acids. NCBI's taxonomy places the organism in Eukaryota, Fungi, Basidiomycota, Tremellomycetes, Tremellales, Cryptococcaceae. Gene Ontology annotation, cellular component: cytosol. The record is from RefSeq and is a predicted model, not a curated record. The transcript has 7 exons. Gene Ontology annotation, molecular function: oligopeptidase activity; serine-type endopeptidase activity. Gene Ontology annotation, biological process: proteolysis.